AUGGAAACCCGAAGAGUUCUGCUGCUAGUAGUUCAGUGUGGAUGUAUUGUUUCUUCAAAUGCUGUGAAGGACUCCAAUAUAAAGUUUACUGAACACUGGGUUUCUAAGAUUAAGGCGUUCUUUGACAUCGUUGACAUGAAUGGAGACGGAGUGGUCACUAAAGAGGAGUUCAUUGACCUAAGAGCGCAGCGGGCUCAAAAUAUCUUGGAAUCUUGGAGAGCUAAGGCGGUAUAUGGAAUCAUUUCCCAUUCUUAUCGAACCCGGUGGUCCAACGAAAACACCAACUAUGCAACAUCCAUUACCUUUGAAGAGUUGCUCCCGACUUUUGAGAAGAAAAUUGAUGAUUGGAGUGAGGCAAUCGACCAAAGCUCUUGGAAUUGGUUUCACACAUUUGACCUCGACUGCAAUGACAAACUAACAGUAGACGAGUAUUCCAAGUUCCUUACGAUGUUCCGCAACACAGCCCCCGUUGAAGACGUAUUUAAUGCUAUCGACCAGGACGGCAACGGAAGUAUUGACGGUGAGGAAUUCUUGAACGGAAGCCAUCACAAUUGGUAUGACGAAGCACCAAAUCCUGGUGAAUUAAUAAUUGGAUCCAAAAAUUGA
Messenger RNA from Lingula anatina, 606 nucleotides. RefSeq names its product sarcoplasmic calcium-binding protein-like. NCBI's taxonomy places the organism in Eukaryota, Metazoa, Brachiopoda, Lingulata, Lingulida, Lingulidae. The record is from RefSeq and is a predicted model, not a curated record.